This is a messenger RNA of Rotaria sp. Silwood1, 537 nucleotides long. The record is from the annotation of a GenBank genome assembly. Lineage: Eukaryota; Metazoa; Rotifera; Eurotatoria; Philodinida; Philodinidae.
AUGCAAAUGGCUAGGUUACGAUUACGAGCAUGUGAUGAAGAAGGUGUUCAAAUUGUUGUUGAAACAGCCAUUGGACUUGGAGUCUUUUCUGGUGAAGAUAUUGGAGUUGAUGAAACAGUACAGAUAACCUCUGCGAUAGCCAUUCGAGCAGUACUCGAACAAGAUGGACCUAGUUAUAAAAAUAUUCGUGGAAUAAUAUUUGCUUUACCAAUUAUCGAUGUAGACAAGAAUUUCAUAAGCACUGGUGACACUUUUAGUGAGUUUAUUGAACAUUUCCAGGAACCGCCGUAUAAUGGUCCUAUACCUGUAAUGAUUGCUGACCAAGAUAUGCAUCGAUUGACAGUAGCUAUUGCUCGUCGUGGUUUUAUUGUUUCUGAAUUAAAUCCUGCUGAUUCACAUGGUGUUUUCGGUGAAUAUUGGCAAAAUCGAGGACCAGCUGUAGAAGAAAAACUGGCUUUGACAACAGUCGGUUUACUCGUACAACAUCAUCUUAUUAAUAAAGAAGUUCUUAAUGAAAAUAACUAUUAUAUCAUAUAA